Messenger RNA from Miscanthus lutarioriparius, 2313 nucleotides. The record is from the annotation of a GenBank genome assembly. NCBI's taxonomy places the organism in Eukaryota, Viridiplantae, Streptophyta, Magnoliopsida, Poales, Poaceae.
AUGCCGGAGCCCCAGUCCUCUGUGGCCUCAAGCGGAAGCGUAGAUCGCCUCCGGAACGCCUUCGGCGGAGUGCUGUGCACCUUCACCCUCCUUCUCAUCGGCGUCCUCGCCUUCUCCAUCCGACUAUUCUCUGUGAUCAAGUACGAAAGCGUCAUCCACGAGUUCGAUCCCUACUUCAAUUACCGCGUCACCCAGUUCUUGUCAAAGAAUGGCAUAUAUGAAUUCUGGAACUGGUUUGAUGACCGAACAUGGUAUCCUCUUGGGCGUGUUAUUGGCGGCACUGUCUAUCCUGGUUUGACACUUACUGCUGGCACAAUAUGGUGGCUGCUGAAUUCCCUUAACAUCCCAUUGUCGGUGGAGACCGUCUGCGUCUUCACUGCUCCAAUUUUCUCAGUCAAUGCGUCCUGGGCAACUUACCUAUUAACCAAGGAAACAAAGGGCCCUGGGGCUGGUUUGAUGGCAGCAACUAUUCUAGCAAUGGUCCCAUCAUACAUCUCAAGAUCUGUCGCUGGCAGCUACGAUAAUGAAGCUGUAGCUAUAUUUGCUUUAAUAUUCACGUUUUAUCUAUAUGUAAAGACACUAAACACUGGAUCACUCUUUUAUGCGACACUUAAUGCUCUCUCGUACUUCUACAUGGUUUGUUCUUGGGGAGGCUACACAUUCAUCAUCAAUCUUAUCCCAAUGCAUGUUCUCUUGUGUAUCGUGACUGGUCGUUACUCUUCACGACUUUAUAUUGCUUAUGCUCCCCUUAUUGUUCUUGGAACACUUCUGGCAGCAUUGGUACCUGUUGUUGGUUUUAAUGCAGUAAUGACGUCAGAGCACUUUGCAUCAUUUCUGGUGUUUAUAAUCCUCCAUGUGGUUGCUCUGGUUUAUUACAUCAAAGGACUUUUAACUCCUCGACUGUUCAAAGUGGCCAUGACAUUUGUUAUUACAGUUGGAUUGGCUGUUUGUUUUGCUGCUGCAGCAAUACUCGUUGCAUUGAUUGCAUCUAGCCCAACAAAAGGCUGGAGUGGUCGCAGUUUGAGUCUGCUGGAUCCAACCUAUGCAAGCAAGUACAUCCCUAUAAUUGCUAGUGUGAGCGAACACCAACCACCAACCUGGCCUUCUUAUUUUAUGGAUAUCAAUGUGCUGGCCUUCUUAGUUCCUGCUGGGAUCAUAUCAUGCUUCUUACCGUUAUCUGAUGCAAGCUCAUUUUUGGUCCUGUACUUGGUAACCUCAGUGUAUUUCUCUGGAGUAAUGGUCCGACUUAUGCUGGUCCUUGCUCCUGCUGCAUGCAUUUUGUCUGGGAUUGCUCUGUCUGAAGCUUUUGGUGUCCUUACAAGAUCAAUGAAAUUUCAGCGUCCAACACUGGAUGAUGUAUCUUCCACAGCAGGGGAUGGGAGUUCUGAUACUCCUACCAAUUCAGAAAUGGUUUCGAAGGAAAAACCAUCCAAGAAAAAUCGGAAGAAAGACAGAGACUCAGAGGGAAGUUCACCUGUUGAUCAUAGAACUGAAGAAAAGCUUUUAGUACUGCCUUGUGGGCCAUCUGCUGUGGGCAUAAUGCUACUGAUCAUACUUUCUGGUUUUUACGUGGUCCAUUGUGUGUGGGCUGCUGCAGAAGCAUAUUCAGCACCUUCAAUUGUGCUAACAUCUCGUUCACAUGAUGGGUUUCAUGUUUUUGAUGAUUUCCGUGAAGCUUAUGGAUGGCUGCGCCAUAACACAGAUGUAGAUGAUAAGGUUGCAUCUUGGUGGGACUAUGGUUAUCAGACAACUGCAAUGGCAAACAAAACUGUUAUUGUGGACAAUAAUACAUGGAAUAACACACACAUAGCAACAGUUGGGACUGCAAUGGCAUCCCCAGAAAAAGCAGCAUGGGAGAUCUUCAAUUCCUUAGAUGUCAAAUAUGUGCUCGUUAUCUUUGGAGGGCUUAUUGGCUACCCAAGUGAUGAUAUUAAUAAGUUCCUCUGGAUGGUUCGAAUCGGAGGUAGUGUGUUCCCUCAAAUAAAGGAAGCAGAUUACCUUAAGGAUGGCAACUACCGUGUUGAUACUCAUGGCACCUCAACCAUGUUGAAUUCCCUCAUGUACAAGCUUUGCUAUUACAGAUUCGUCGAAACUGAUGGUAAGGGCUUUGAUAGAGUGAGGAGAUAUGAAAUAGGGAAGAAGCAUUUUAAACUUACGCAUUUUGAGGAGGUUUUCACAACCCACCAUUGGAUGGUUCGGAUUUACAAACUGAAACCUCAGAAGAACAGAGUCAGAGGGAAACUGAAAUUUAAACCUAGUUCAAAAACAAGUUCUAUGCGGAAAACUGGUGGAAAGAAGAGCCCAUGGCAAUAG